UAAUUAACAUUCAUUGAUAAAUAUUUCUUAUUGAUUUCGGACAUGAUUCGGAUGAACAAUAUUUAUGUUUAGUUAUCUUAGAUGUAUGCGCAACAGCUAAGAUAAUGGAAUAUUUAUAUUUGAUGAUUUAGAUUCAUUGAUCGUUUGAAAUGUGCGCGUCAAAAUGAUCAGUAUUAGAUCAAACCUAAAUGUGAAAAUCAACAACGAAAAAUUUACAAAAAAAAAAUCAAUUCGAUUCGAAUAAAGCAGAAGACAACAAGGAAGAAAUAAAUUAUCGAAGGAAACUCUCCUUCUAUAGGAGAGAUGUUUCCGAGGAAGAACCAAUCGAAAUUAUCGGUCAAUGUUCAUGGCAUACGAUGACAUCUAUGAUCACAAUGGAUGAAUUUUAUUUACGAUUAUGAUGACCACUGGUCAUUGACCAAAAGUUUUGACCAAUCAAAGAUUAACCAAUUGUUUAUCAUCCUGCACGAUCGAUCGAAUUAACAGAAUGUUGUUUACUAAAUCGAAUUCUUGUUUACCAACUAUGGAUGAAUUCGGACAGAAAUGUUUAUUUAUGUUUAUUUGGACAUUUUUCGGAUUUGUUUAUUUCUUUGUAUUGUAUUUAUCCAUAAGCAUACACAUUUGUUCUCGCCUAGAUCAUUUCAAUCGUUAUCUUCAACAAUUCUCGUUUCGUCUGAUUCCGAUCGUUAUCAACAAUUCCUGAUUCAUUCGAACAUUAUCAUGUCUGAUUCACAUCGUCACCAUUUAUCAACACACCAUCAUCGAUCAUCAUACAGCAUCUCGUCAUCGUGAACCAUCUCAUCGACCACCAUCACAUUCACCUUCUCCAUCACCUCGGUCUACUCAGUCAUUAUCCGGUUCGAAACGUAUAUCAAUGCAUGUCCGCGAACAUUAUCCAUCAUUUCACAUUUCUUCAUCAAGUUAUGAACUUCGAAUUGUGAAUAGAGAUACGCCGGCUGAGAUUAUUGACGAAAUGAUAAUCCAUGUGAAGCGAGUGAAACAAUAUUCGAUUGAUACGGAAUCGGAAAUGACAAAUAAUGAAUUAUCGUUAAUUCAGAUCAAUUCAAUGCCAGGUGAAUCGAAAUCGAUAGUGAUGUUAAUUGAAUUGAAAAACUUACCAAGCCAACACUCAACGAAGUUGGACAAUGAGAUUUACGGAUGGGGAAACAUUCGUAGAGAACUCGAACUGGAAUCAAAGAUAAUUAGUCGACCAAUUCUUGCAAAGUUAAUCGACAUACAACCACAUUUCUCAACAUGGUAUAAUGGGACACGGACCCAGUGCUGGGUCCAGAGCCCGUCGUAUCGAAUCAACAUUACCAAGGAUGGAACUAGAACUAUGCAACAACUCAAUCAAGAUUCUUCCUGUCGUUGUCAUUCACCAUCACCAUACAAACCCAAUGAACUAUGGUCACUUCAGAACGCACUGAAGUAUGCAUAUUAUCGUAUACGGAUCAAAGGAAAAUGGUCAAAUACGCGGUACACGAUGUUUUGGCCGUAA
This is a messenger RNA of Adineta ricciae, 1498 nucleotides long. The record is from the annotation of a GenBank genome assembly. NCBI's taxonomy places the organism in Eukaryota, Metazoa, Rotifera, Eurotatoria, Adinetida, Adinetidae.